Molecule: messenger RNA, 1980 nt
Organism: Metschnikowia bicuspidata var. bicuspidata NRRL YB-4993
Lineage: Eukaryota; Fungi; Ascomycota; Pichiomycetes; Serinales; Metschnikowiaceae
Exons: 1
Coding region: 1-1980 (659 amino acids)
Cellular component (GO): nucleus
Molecular function (GO): nucleic acid binding; exonuclease activity
Source: RefSeq, a predicted model, not a curated record
AUGAAUCUUGCGGAAUCUGACCAACCGCUGCAAAGUGGCCCCGAGGCCCUUUCGCAAACAACGGCGCGUCUCUCCAUCUCCAUGGCCGAACCCAGCUCCGACUUGAAGGUCGUGCGCGAGAUGCUCUCGGAGUCCCAAAAGGGUGCAAAUAAAACACCGGUUUUCUUGUCUCCAUUUGACGACGAGGCCGACGAAUCUGGCGCCACUGCUGCGCCGGCCCCUCCCGCAGUACCGCACCUGUCGGCAAAGAGGAGACGGUCCUCGGCCCACAGUAUCGCUCUUGUGCUGGGCAAGGUGCACAAAAGAAAGAGCAAACGGACCAACGAGCCGCUCUCGCUCCUGUGGUCAGAGCAGCUGGGUCGAGCUAUCACUUUGAACAACUUGCGUUUCUUCAUGUUGGACGUCUUCCUGGCCAAGGGGCUGUGCAACACCCCGUGCUUCCAAUUGUCUGCGCCCUGGAAGUUGAAGAACAUCGUGUUUGCAUUCGUGCCUGAGCUCCGGAUCUCUGACUUCUCUGUUGCUGCCGUGCCUGCGUCCCUGAAGGGGCCGCCCGCCCUCUGGGCCCUUGACAAAACCCCGGGUUCGAACGAGUCACUUCCGUUUUUGGCAAGCCUGUUCAAAUACGUGCUUCCUACCACCUUGCCCGAGUCCAUGCCCUCGCCCAACAACGUGCUCUUGCUGGUGCCGUUGUCUAAGAAUGCAAAGAAAAAGCGCGCUGCCGAAAUGAGCCAGGUCAAGUUGGUUCUAUACGACUUGCUCCUCACCAAACAAGAGAUGCAGAGCAACAAAUACCCCAUACACACUCUGCUCGACCCCUCGCCGGAAAAUGCGCUCGGUGACGGAUGGGUGCAAACGAGAGAAUUCGAACACGAGGGCUCGCAUACUUUCGCUUUGGACUGUGAAUUCUGUCAGGCCGAGUCAGGCAUGGUCCUCACCAGAAUCUCCAUCGUGAACUUUCAGAACGAAGUCGUGUACGACCAGCUUGUGAAACCCGACGAGCAGAUUGUGGACUACGUGACUAAGUACUCAGGGAUAACCGAAAACAUGCUUGCUGGCGAGACCACCACCUUGAAGGACGUGCAAGAGAAGGUUCUCUCGCUCGUCUCUUCCAGCGACAUUUUGAUUGGCCACUCUCUCAACUCGGACUUGGAAGUCAUGAAAAUCAGGCAUCCAAACAUCAUCGAUACCGCGAUCUUGUUUGAGCAUCACCGAGGAUAUCCUUUCAAACACGCCUUGAAGUACUUGGCAGAGACCCACUUGGCCAGGUCCAUUCAAAAAGGAGAACAAGACGGCACCGGACAUUCUUCAGUGGAAGAUCUGCGGGCGUGUUUGGACUUGGUGAAGCUCAAAUUAAUCGAGGGUCCAGAUUUUGGUAAAGUCUUGGGGACCUCUCUUUUCAGAAGCGCGUAUGAUACAAAUCCAAAGUUCCAAAGCUCGCUCGUUGAUUACCUGAUGAAUGAGUACGACUGUCUCUUGAAGGAUAUGAAAGAGCCAAACUUGGCCAGGACUGUUGUCACCAACGACGAUGAGGCCGUGGACACCGCGAUUAAGAAUCUAGCAACCAAACCUUUGCACCUUCUCUGGCUCAGAGAGCUCCAGUUCAACUGCGCAAGGAAAAAUCUUCCGCCAAAUUACAGUGGCCGCAUCGUUGACGAAGCAGGCAAAGCUGAGAGGAAAGCCCCAACUGUCUCUACUGAAGACCGGUCCAGUUUGCUCAAGGCCUUGGAUAAGCGGCUUGAACGUUUGUACAACGAGUUGCCAACAGACUCCUUAUUGAUCAUUAACACAGGUGGCGGAGACCCCACCAAAAUGAACUAUCUCAACUACGUGAAACGCCUGUUUCAGAGACAAUUGAAGGCCGGCAAAGACAUCACAGACUUUUCAGAGGAGGAGGUGUGGACCUAUAAUAAAGCCACUGAGCUCCAGGAGGCCACUGACGCUGCAAGACAAGGUAUGACAUUCAUGUCGUUGAAACAUUAG